Harmonia axyridis is the source of this 1841-nucleotide messenger RNA. It is a transcript of the gene Y-f, whose product is annotated as L-dopachrome tautomerase yellow-f2-like. Lineage: Eukaryota; Metazoa; Arthropoda; Insecta; Coleoptera; Coccinellidae. Gene Ontology annotation, cellular component: extracellular region. Bases 140 to 1783 code for a protein of 547 amino acids. The transcript has 4 exons. The record is from RefSeq and is a predicted model, not a curated record.
AAGAAGUGGAACGUACGCGAUAAGAUAUUCCUGGAUUUAAACGAACCGCCCAUGUCUUCCAGAUAUAAGUGAAGAUUUGACAAAACAACUUCUUAGUCGAGUGUCAUCUUUGUAGACGCGAACGCCUCGCUUGUUGACCAUGAAAUCGUUCGUCUACUCGCUUUGUUUCCUCGCUGUGUUCGCGGUAUCUUCAGUGAUUUCCGUGAACAACCUUCGCGAAGAAUUCACCUGGACCAGGAUAGAUUACGAUUGGGGAAACAACAGGAGGAGCCGGGAUGUCGAAAUCGAGGACAGAUAUGGAUACAGUUCUAGUCAGGGGACGAGAAGACCACAGACGCAGCAAGAGCAAGAAGAAGUUUAUUUCCCGGACUCGUCUGCGAGUUAUAAUUCAGGGUUUAGGCCAAGCGGUACGAAUGGAAGGAAGCCUACCCUGAAACCUUACAAGCACCAGAAUAAUGGUCAAGGUGGGAAUCGUGGACAAAGUGAGGGUUCUUCUGGAAUCCAGUCGGGCAGUCAAUCUAGGGAAAAUUACAUAUAUCAAAACAAUAUACCGAUGGGAGCAGCAGUCUGGAAAAACAAAUUGUUCAUCACAGUACCAAGGAGACGACAUGGAGUACCAUCCAGUUUGAACUAUGUGAACUUGGACUCCCCGAACAAACACAAUACUCCCUUGAUCCCCUAUCCUAAUUGGGAGAUGAACGCUCUUCCAAGCAACUACAACUCGUCCAGCUUUGACAGUGCGUCUCUCAGUUCUUCCGACAGAACUCAUUUUGUGUCUGUAUACCGAGUAGCAGUAGAUUCAUGCGAUAGAUUAUGGUUUGUGGACACAGGAAGAAUGGAAAUUCCAAAUGCACCAAUUCAAGUACAGUCGCCAAAACUGGUAGUCAUGGAUCUCAACAGAGACAGGUUCGUAAGAGAGUACUACUUCCCAGAGAGUGACCUCAGGCCAGCAACUUUGUUUGCUCAUGUGGUUGUCGAAACUGAACCAAAUGACUGCAGCAACGCAUAUGCCUAUAUUCCUGACGUGGGUGGAUAUGGCCUUGUCGUCUACAGUUUGAGAGAAAACAGGUCAUGGAGAGUGACCCAUAACUACUUUUAUCUGGAACCUUUAAGGGGAGAAUUCCAAAUCGCUGGUCACACCUUCCAAUGGAACGAUGGUAUCUUCAGCACAGCCUUGAGUCCAUCGAACAAUGGUCGUAGAGAUCUUUAUUUCCACUCUAUGGCUGGCAGUAAUUUAUACAGGGUUCCCACUGAGAUUUUGAAGAAUGAGACUGCUGCUACUAGGUCCUAUCAUGGCCAAGAUUUCGAAAAUAUCGGAGAUCGUGGUGAAGGUAGCCAAACCUCAGCAUCAGCCUUAGACGAAAAAACCUCAGUUCUCUUCCUUGGUCUGGUGAACCAGAACGCGUUGGCUUGCUGGAACAUCAACAGUCCACUCAGUGAUAUCUCAGUCGUUCAGAAAGACGACAGAAAAAUGAUAUACCCCUGCGAUCUGAAGGUCUACAACGACAACAUCUACCUCCUUACGAACACCAUGCCCGGGUUCUUGUAUGGUCAAUUGGACUACGACAUCGUGAAUUUCAGAAUUUGGGUUCAAAAUGUUGAGCAAGCAAUUCAAGGAACGCGUUGUGCUUCUGGAUCUGGCAACUCCUAUGGAGGUUCUCAAGGUUCUAGAGGAGGUUCCCAAGGUUCUAAAGGUGGUUCCAAGGGAAAUCAGUAUGGAUCUACAAGCGGAUAUUAUUCUGACAGUGGAAGUUAUAAUUCCAGAGGCAGUUAUAUGGGAUGAAUGUGUUUUUUAUUAACUUAAGGAUUUGCCAUAUUAUUAAAGGAUGAUUGAUUUUUUC